CAAAUUGAACAAGGUUUUUCACUCUUCUGAUAUCGACAAGACAUUUAGAGAGAAUAUAAGCAAAUAUCACCCAUCAAUUCAACAGGAAACAGAGGAGAGAUUAAGUUGAUUUAAAGGAAGUAACCACAGGAAAUACAGAGCCAGCACUUAAGAGAAUUUGACAGUCGAGAGCGUGAGACCGAGAGAGAAGCACGAUGGCUCAGUUCAGAUGGAUUAUGAUGUCUUCAUUUCUGAUGCUGCUGUUUCAGUUCAGAGCAGCUGCUGGGGUAUAUUUCUCCUUUACAGUCAGAGUUGGAGAUGAAGUCACUUUGCCUGGUAAAAAUGUGAUAGAUGAUCAGCAUAAAUGUAACUGUACUAACUGGAUCUUCAGUGCUUCAGGAAACACGGUGACGCUGUUUGAACUCGGGCAGAUUCACGAAGAAGCCAAAGCUAAAUCAGACAGACUGAGUGUUACAGAGAAAUGUUCACUGGUUAUAAAGAAUGUCAAAGAGGAGGAUGUUGGUCGUUACACCUGCAGACAGUCGAGAUCAGGAGAGAAACAGGUUGGAGACACUGUUGAUCUGUCUCUUAUUAACUCGACCGAACAGCAGAACAAUGAUACGGUGACGUUCAACUGCUCCAUGUCGGCAUUUGAACAAUGCAGACACUUCAAAGUGAAGUGGCUGUAUGAGGGUGAUAAGAAGGAUUUCAAAGACAUGAAGACAUCACCAAGUACCUGUUCAGCCACUGUGACAUUUACAACAUCGGGCUUUUAUCAGACGUAUUACCAGUUGAUGAAAUGUGAAGUGAUACACACAUUAACUGGAAACGUGCAGCUGUUUUCUUUCAUCCCUCCUCAGUCCUCAGGAGAGAAAUCAGGCUGGUGGUGGCUGCUCAUCAUUGUGUUUGUGGGAUUAGUAGUAAUAAUCCCAGUGGGUGUCUUCAGAUGGAAGAGAGCUAAAGGGAACAAAACACAGACGGAUGACAACGCGGCUGAUCCCGAAGCUGGCGUUUCCUACGUCUCAGUCAGCUUCAAGAAUCAGAAUCAGAAUCAGAAAUACUUUAAUAAUCCCAAGACCAACAGCAGAGCCCAGGCUGAUCCUGAAGGUGGUGUUUCCUACGCCUCCGUCAGCUACACCAAGAAGACCAACAGGAGAGCCCAGGGCCGCGGUGAGGAUGAUAAUGAUGAUGCAGUGACCUACAGCACUGUGAACGCCUCCUCCUCCUCUUCUGCUGGAGCCUCUGCUCAUCCCAGAAACCUCGACCCUACCUACGCUGGCAGGCCAAAGAAAUAAGAUGUGUGUGUGUGUGUGUGUGUGUGUGUGUGUUUUUAUAACAAUGAUGAUUGUUUGGAUCGUAGAUUUAGAAAUGUAAGGUCAAAGCAAGCAGAGUUAUAAUAAGAUUGAGCUUAAUAGUUGGUCAUGUUGUUCCUUUCAAUGUUUUGACUUUUCGAUUUCAUUUCAGUUUAGUUACCUAUUUUUUAGAGUGUGUUUGCUUGUUUUAGUUUAGCUUCAGUUUUUCCGAAAGGUUUAGUAUUCCUUAUAUAUUUGGUUUUGUUUGUAGCUGUAAACAUGUACAUGCAAAAUACAUGAUUGGAGAAUAGCCAUGAUGUUUAAUGUUUAGUCUUUGUGCUACUUUAGUGUCUGAUUUAAAGCAGUUAUGGCACAGCACCAUCCUGUCACUUGGCUGCCUGUUCUGCCAAUCUUCCCAGCCCUUGUCACAUGAUUAAUGUUUCCAUAGUGACUAUCCAAAAUACUGAUACCAUUAAACCAGCACUGGAUUUUUUUAUUUUUU
Messenger RNA from Sander lucioperca (pikeperch), 1773 nucleotides. RefSeq lists its product as uncharacterized. The coding region runs from base 195 to 1274 and encodes 359 amino acids. Gene Ontology annotation, biological process: positive regulation of ERK1 and ERK2 cascade; interleukin-15-mediated signaling pathway; T cell activation. Gene Ontology annotation, molecular function: MHC class II protein binding; protein tyrosine kinase binding. Gene Ontology annotation, cellular component: membrane raft; external side of plasma membrane. The record is from RefSeq and is a predicted model, not a curated record. The transcript has 8 exons. Lineage: Eukaryota; Metazoa; Chordata; Actinopteri; Perciformes; Percidae.